CGAAUAAAUCUUUGAAUUUAAAGAAAACGGGUCGGUGAAAGCGUUUCGUUGCUGAGAGUCCAUUCCAUCAAUUUUCGUCUUCUUCUCUCCUUUUCUUCCCUGUUUUCUGCCUGAAGAAAAUAAUAGGAAUGUCUUCCUUCACGAGUCUUCACAUCACCGCGUUAGACGCGAUAGUGAACGUGAACUCGCUUUUCACUCUCGCUGUCUUCAUAGGGCUAACUUGGAACCCUAACGAUCCGCAGAACAGUCUCAACUCCGAUCCGGCGUGCGCUCCCACCUCCGCCAUCGCCGAGAACCUCAUCGCCUUCCACGUCUACUCCUUCAGCUCCUUUCUCUUCUCCAGCCUUGUGGCACUCGCGCUCAAGCAGGCCAUUCGCCUCUCCCGCACCACCUCUUUCCACUACCCCGCCGCCGUCGAACACCUCGUCGCACACGUCAACCGCUCUUCCCUCCGCGUCGGAAUGCUCGUCUCCGCCGUGGGAUCUGUCUUUGGCUGCGCCUUUCUAAUGCUUGCGCUCGUCAACGUCGCGCAGAUCAAGCUUGGAACGGUUGCCUGCGGAAGCUCGCACACCUACGCCGCCGUCGUUCCGCUUCUCAUCCUCGUCCCCAUUGCGCUCCUCAUCUACGCCUCGCUCGUUCUGUACGCUUUCACUCGCUAGGUUUUCUGUGAACGAAUGCAAUCACGUUUAACGCGGUUACAAUGUUUGAUGCGGCUACUUUAUGUGUCAUCGUUGAAAUUGCGGAGGUUUAGAUUUCUACUGAGUUUUGGACCUUUGGACAUGUUCUAAACUCCGAUUCGCGAAAUUUUCACUCUGGGAUUUGAAAAUUGAUCCUGAGUGAGUGUAAAUUAAUACGAAUGUGCUCUGGAAUGGAAGUGUUGCUUUUGUUGUGUUCUUCUGAAUCAGGCUUUGAGAUAUUCAUCUUUGUCAAUACAAGCAGUUUGAUGGUUGAUGAUAAGUUAGAUCUUGAUGUUAGAGUAUGGAAGAACUUUUGGAUGAAAAAUUUAGCAUUAUAAACGAAUUUUAGUAUUUCAAGAAUUAGUCUUUUACUAUCUCCAUCGGUGAACACUUCUAGUUAACCCAAACAAUAGUGAUAUUGGGAUUUGAAUUGCAUUUCAAACUCCAUGUACAAUUUCAUUGGAAUUUGAGCGGAGCCUUUGGUUCGAAGAGUCAUUAGUAGAAUCGUUCUUCAUCUUUUUCAUGAUCUAAGUAAAUGUUAGUUUCUCUCCCUAGUUGCCACUGAAUUGUAUGAGAAUUAAGGUCCGCUACUUUUCGUUUUUUGCAUCUGGCUACUGACCGAAAUUGAAUAACUUCAAAUUAGUUUGAAAAUGAAA
Messenger RNA from Vigna unguiculata (cowpea), 1333 nucleotides. It is a transcript of the gene MEE60, whose product is annotated as maternal effect embryo arrest 60. The record is from RefSeq and is a predicted model, not a curated record. NCBI's taxonomy places the organism in Eukaryota, Viridiplantae, Streptophyta, Magnoliopsida, Fabales, Fabaceae.